AUGGACGAGGCACGACUGCAAGUUGAUUUCAACACAAUGAAGCAGAAAAAUUUGGACACUGGUUUUGUUCGGUCGGUGAGAUGCGCUAUCAAAAAUGACAUAGAUACACAUCGUGUCUGGGAAUACAUUGAUACAAAGCGACGAUGGCGAAGUUUCGAUGUGGUAUCAGUGACGAAAUUAGAAAAUGCGUUCGCUGAUGGUUCCGGAGUUGUGAAAUUAUCGUUGUCAGGGACCAAUUUCACGGCCGAUUUGGAAAGCUGUAUUCGAUGGCAAACUUCAAAUGCGGAACCAUCCAUAACAGCAAAACCAGUACCAAGUGUUGAGCGGACACGAGCGGCUAAGCGUAUUGCAGCUGAAAGUCUUGCCGAGCAGCUAUCAGCUCAAAAAGCCAAGGCAGACGGACCUCCUGCUAGAAAACGACAGAUUCGAUGGCAAACUUCAAAUGCGGAACCAUCCAUAACAGCAAAACCAGUACCAAGUGUUGAGCGGACACGAGCGGCUAAGCGUAUUGCAGCUGAAAGUCUUGCCGAGCAGCUAUCAGCUCAAAAAGCCAAGGCAGACGGACCUCCUGCUAGAAAACGACAGACAAAAAAAAAAGAUGGAGAUGAAGAGGUCGAUGGAGAUGUAGGUAAUAAUGAAGAAGAGAAAAAGAAAGUGGUAAAAGGCCGUGGAAGAAAAAAGGCAACAUCAGAAAGCCAAAGUGCUGGCGAUGCAAACGGCUCAACGAAUGAUGACGGAAAAAGCCAAAUGGCCAAAGUGCUGCUGAAGGGAGCAGCAGCGGUCGAUCCGGAAUGUAGCGAAUUGGUUGGCAUAGCACACGUAUACACGGAAUUCAACGACAUCUAUGAUGCCCUACUCAAUCAGGGGCAGACAAGUCUCGUUCCAUGCGGUGCAAAUUUGCCUGGAGCAAAAAGCUUGUUCUGUAAUAAAUUUGUGGCCAAAACAAUGAAUGAUUGGGGGGAGCGAGCCAGUUUUGUUAAAGUGGCUGGCAAGUACGAUUAUUUACCGGUAUGUUUUCAAACAUCGAACAGUCUGUGCUAG
Molecule: messenger RNA, 1041 nt
Organism: Gongylonema pulchrum
Lineage: Eukaryota; Metazoa; Nematoda; Chromadorea; Rhabditida; Gongylonematidae
Source: the annotation of a GenBank genome assembly